Rhinolophus ferrumequinum (greater horseshoe bat) is the source of this 1822-nucleotide messenger RNA. RefSeq names its product transmembrane protein 222 (gene TMEM222). The coding region runs from base 65 to 805 and encodes 246 amino acids. The transcript is spliced from 7 exons. The record is from RefSeq and is a predicted model, not a curated record. NCBI's taxonomy places the organism in Eukaryota, Metazoa, Chordata, Mammalia, Chiroptera, Rhinolophidae.
GGGAAGUGACGCCACGGAUAAAGUGGCGCCGGAGUAGGUGCCACCGGAGCGGGACGCGCGCGGUAUGGCGGAAGCGGAAGGGAAUUCGCCGCUCCUGUUGCCGCCGCCGCCACCCCCGCCCGGAAUGGCGGAAGUGGAGGCACCAACGGCGGCCGAGACGGACAAGAAGCAAUUUAACUGCUCCGGCGUCGGCACCAUGGACGUGGAGCGGAGCCGCUUCCCUUACUGCGUGGUGUGGACGCCUAUCCCGGUGCUCACGUGGUUUUUCCCCAUCAUCGGCCACAUGGGCAUCUGCACAUCCACAGGAGUCAUUCGGGACUUCGCUGGCCCCUACUUUGUCUCGGAAGACAACAUGGCCUUUGGGAAGCCUGCCAAGUCCCCCGUCUCUAGGCUCCACUACCAAGCCAUUCCUCUCACAGCAGCCAGAGGGCGCUCUGACCUCCCAGCUCUCCCUGGCCUGAGAACCUUUGGGGUCUCUCCCAGCUCGAGGUACUGGAAGUUGGACCCUGCUCACGUAUACGCUAGUGGGCCCAAUGCGUGGGACACAGCUGUGCACGACGCCUCUGAGGAGUACAAGCACCGCAUGCAUAAUCUGUGCUGUGACAACUGCCACUCGCAUGUGGCGUUGGCUCUGAACCUGAUGCGCUACAACAACAGCACCAACUGGAACAUGGUGACGCUCUGCUUCUUCUGCCUGCUCUACGGGAAGUACGUCAGUCUCGGGGCCUUCGUGAAGACCUGGCUGCCCUUCAUCCUCCUCCUGGGCAUCAUCUUAACUGUCAGCCUGGUCUUUAACCUGCGGUGAUGGCUGCCCGUGGCCCUGGACCCACCAGCCUCCUGAGGAGGCACCUGCCGCCCCUCUCGGUUCCAGAUCCUUUCUCCUUACCCCGAAAGGCAGGGAUGGACCUGCUGGUUUUGACGCAGGGUGUGGGCUAGGUGGGACGGAAUAGGACUGAGGAUGAGCGUGGGGCGGGGGCGUUGGUGUGUUGUGUCUCACUGGUCACUCAGAAGUUCCCUGUCCCUCCUUCCCACGCUUGUGACCCCAGCCUUGAGGGCAUCCUCCUUGUUCAUCUGGUGGAAAGGCCUUAGCUUCCCUUUGUAGAGCUGCUCCUGCCAUUGUGCUGGGCUCCCUCUGCCUCAGCCCAGUGCCUGGUGGGGGACGGGAGGACAUUUGGACCCACCAGACAAGGCAACACGGGCCAGAGCUAGAUUUGGAGCCUGUCCUGCCAGGGCUCCGGUCCUGAGGUGGGUGGGGUACACUAAGGAGUCCCCAUAAGCUAAGCUGCCCUGGGGCUUUUACCACUGGCCUCUAGAAUGGUUCACUAGGGCUGGGUGGGCCCCCAUUUCUGAUGUUUGCCAGAAGCUGCACUACGGGUAGUUUGUGCCCCACCUCCUGGGGUCCUCCAGCCCACACAGCCCCCUCUGUCCGCCCUCCCAGGGCCUCCGAGUACUUGGGCUCAUUUCUCCCCAUAGUGGGGGCCUAGGCUUCCCCAGCCAGGCUGGAGAGAUGAGUGACGCUCAUGUGUCCAGAGUAACCCCCUGUAGAUCAGAGCAAUGUAAACAAAGCUGGGUCCCGGCCCCCGGUGUGGGCCUUACACUGGUGAUGGCACCCCAUGGGUCCAAGAUGUUGGGUGCCCUCAGAGCAGCCAGCACCACCAGGGAGUUGAAGGGGAGCUGUUUCCUCCCACCCACCACGUCUCCCUUCUCUUCAAGUUGUGGGAAGGGCCUAUGCUGCCCCCUCACCCUGCUCCAUGGAUCCCUUUGUGUGGGGCUUCCUGGACAGGACAAUAAAGUUUUAACUCCAGUCAGUGCCUUGUCUUUG